GGGAUGAUGCUUAAAAAUGAUGGUAAUAUUUCCUUUUCCAACACUCAAUUUAGCGAAGGCAAGUCUUGAUUGUUUGCCGGGUGCUUAGCUGUCGUUAAUAUUUCAAGCACUUCUGCUAUAUAUUUAGUAUGUUCGAAGCUUUUCCCAAUUGAAACACGAGCUUAAGAAAUGUGAAACAUUUUAUAUUGACGGGGAUGAACCCAAUAAUAAUAGUAUAACAACUCUUGAUAAGAGUGAAAAUGGAUAUUUUUCUAUGGAUCUCAACGAAAAUGGCCAUUCCAGAGAAGCAGCUCUUGUUCACGCUGGAAGCCUUCCAAACCUUUCAGAAAACAUAAAAGAUGAUGCCAUAUCUCAGGAAACUACUACCCAAGUUCUUGAAACAGUCCACCACACUCCUGUAAUAACAACAUCACCGCCACCUCGAAAGCCGUCUCGGCCUAAUAAAGGGCCCGUUAGUAGAAAAAGAGUGACCAAGAAUGGGAAGAAAGUUCAGGACGGAGUUUAUUCAAAAGGGGAUCUCAGCAGCCCACCAAACAAACGAUUAGAAAUUGCCUGGAUUCAUGGCUACCAUGGAUUAGAUCCGGGCCGCAACCUGUUUAUCCUGGCAACUGGAGAACUGGCGUAUUAUGUUGGUGCAGUUGCUGUCCUACAUCACUACACUAACGCCACUCAAAGGCAUUAUAUGGGUCAUACAGAAGACAUUUUAUGCAUGGCUCUUCAUACGCACGAUGACGUGUUAGCAACCGGGCAAGGAUCUGGAAUCGAUAACAAAUCACAGGGUAAUGUGAUGAUGAUAUUGGAAGGACUGCAGGACACGUCAUUAUCGUUGUGGGACUGGCAAAGUGAUUCUGAAGUCACUCGUAUUUCAACUGGGCAGUCUUUACUUGGUGGCGGAUUUCAUCCAUUAGAAGAAGAGAUAAUUGUUACCUACGGAAGGCAGCACCUUGCAUUUUGGAUGAAGGACACUAAUGGUGUGCUCAACAGACAGGAUCCUUUAUCUGCCGGUCGUUCAGGAACCAGUUUCCUAUCAAUGGAGUUUCUUUCGGACGGCAGAUUGGUCACAGGAAAUUCUCGAGGGUUUAUUACCUUGUGGGCUCCAAGUGAAGAAUCGGGAAAAGUGUUUUUCAUUCAAAAAGAAUUCAAAGCUCAUGAGGGUGAGGUAACGGCUCUUCUUUCACUGCCAGAGAAUGUUUUAGUGUCCGGUAGUAGUUCUCCAGAAGAAGAAGGUGAAAUUCGUGUAUGGGACACUGCGAAAAAGUUUGCCAGUCUUGCAUCUGCUGUUCUUCCAACAGGAUCGGGUGGUGUUACGUCAUUGUGUCCACAAAAAACAGUUACCAAUGAAUGGGAAAUUUUUGUUGGAACUAACAAAAAUGUCAUUCUAGAGGGAUCUGUAAUGUGGGCUUUAAAUCCGGUUGUACAUGGUCAUUGUGACGAUGUAAGAGCUUUGGCGACACAUCCUGAUAAACCAUGUUUCGUAACUGCUGGUCUUGAUCGCUACAUAUGUCGGUGGGAAAUUAAUAGUCUUGUCUGGAAAGUUCAAAGUGAUAGUGAGUGCUAUUCGGCAACGAUUCAUCCUCAUGGCAGCAUUGUUGCAGUUGGAGAUGAGCAUGGUGAUAUAACAUUUUUGAACAUGGAGGAUGGUCUUCAUGUUACCACAUUGCCAGUAACAAACAGCCCCGUCUACACACUAAAAUAUUCUCCUGAUGGUGAUACACUUGCAGUUGGAUGCGCUGAUGGAAACAUAUACCUGUUUCAAACCCACAGCAAUGGUUACAUGUACAAAAUAGACUUCCUGCUGCCAGGAAGUGUUCCAAUUUUAAUGCUUGACUGGUCAGUUGAUGGGCAAUAUGUACAGGCAGUGUUUACUGAUAAUGAUUAUCAUGACAUUGUAUUUUGGGACUUAAAACGAAAAGAAAAACUGCAUAGCGCAACGCAACUACGAGAUCUUGAAUGGUAUAAGCCAAAUUGCACUUUAGGAUAUAAAAUAAAUGGAAUGUGGAACAAUAAACACAUACCUGAUGCAGUGCAUGUAAGCUGUCACGUAUCGAACAACAAACAACAGCUAGCUGCAGGUGAUAAAAAUGGAUAUAUUCGACUCUUCCGUUACCCAAGUGUCAGUGACAAGGCUGCCUAUUACGAGGAGAAGCAAUGCAGCACAGACGUCAACGCAAUACAGUUUUUUCAUGAUGAUUCGUACUUGACUUCAACAGGUGGUCCAGAUGGAGCCAUUUUUGUGUGGAAGCUAAUGCCUUCUAAUAUGGCUUAAAACUCGAAAGACUAGUUGCCAAUUCCUUGGAGAGAAAUGCUGAUUUUGUUAAAUAA
This is a messenger RNA of Uloborus diversus, 2322 nucleotides long. RefSeq names its product echinoderm microtubule-associated protein-like CG42247. Gene Ontology annotation, cellular component: mitotic spindle. Gene Ontology annotation, molecular function: microtubule binding. Lineage: Eukaryota; Metazoa; Arthropoda; Arachnida; Araneae; Uloboridae. The record is from RefSeq and is a predicted model, not a curated record. Gene Ontology annotation, biological process: microtubule cytoskeleton organization.